CCCUCUUGCUGGAAAAUGUUUCCUAACGCCAGUCAUCCGUUUGUCGCCUGCUCUAGAAGAGUGGCCGCACUCUGCCCAGAGGUGGAUCUGGCCAUAACAGAACCUGUCACAGCUGGCGGAAAGGGGUUAAAAAUUAAAUUUCAAAAGACUUUCUGGGAUGGACAAGAGUCUUCAGCAGAGACACAGACCCUGGACAUCUCCAACAUGAAGUUUAUUCAUGUUGUCUUAUUACUUUUGUGCUUCCACUUAAGUUUUUUCAAGGUUAAAGGUGAACAAAGAAAAAAAAAGCUCACUGCAACCUCAGAUGCAUCUCAAGAGGAUCUGGUGGAGGAAAAGUGCUUACUGAAAAAGUACACCUAUCGCUCCUGCAAUAAAGUUUUCUGCCAACCAUGGCAGAAGUGCAUUGAUGGGACCUGUGUUUGCAAACUCCCUUAUCAAUGCCCCAAGAAUGGCACCUCAGUGUGUUCGACUAAUGGGAAAAGCUACCCGACUUAUUGUCAUCAAAAGAGUUUUGAAUGUCUUCAUCCAAAGGCAAAGUUUUCAAAUAAGGAAACAUGCAGAGCUGAAGGAAAAUUUAAUGUUUCCUUAAAUUAUGGAAAUUCAAAUUCAGAGGGAAUUGUUGAAGUAAAGCUUGUAGACCAAGAUAAGAAAAUGUUCCUAUGUAAAAGCAGCUGGGGCAUAACAGAAGCCAAUGUGGCCUGCCUUGACCUUGGAUUUCAACAGGGUGCUUUAAGUACUCAAGGAAGGUUUCGUAUUCCUGAAAAUUUCCACAUAAACUCCACUGAAUGUCUGCAUGUCCAUUGUCAGGGAUUAGAGACCAGUUUGGCUGAAUGCACUUUUACCAAAAGGAGGACUAAGAGUUCCCCAGGUCUAGCUGGCGUGGUGUGUUACAGACAGAAUUCAGAUUCUCCAACAAAUGAGUUCUUCCAGUGUGUGAAUGGGAAAUACAUCCUUCAGCAGAAAGCCUGCGAUGGGAUAAAUGACUGUGGUGAUCAAAGUGAUGAGCUGUGCUGUAAAGGGUGCCGGGGUGACAGUUUCCUUUGUAAGUCAGGUGUUUGCAUUCCAAGCAAGUAUAAAUGCAACGGUGAGUUGGACUGCAUUACAGGAGAAGAUGAAGUCGGUUGUGAAGGAGCGGAACAUCCUUCAAUUCAAGAUGAAAUAGAAAUUUUGUCUGCAGAUAUGAAUGCAGAAAGAAAACGGAUUAAGUCAUUAUUACCUAAACUAUCCUGUGGAGUCAAAAGAAACACGCACACUCGAAGGAAACGAGUGGUUGGAGGAAGGCUGGCACACAUGGGAGACUUCCCAUGGCAGGUGGCAAUUAAAGAAGACAAGAAAAUCAACUGUGGGGGGAUUUAUAUCGGUGGCUGUUGGAUUCUGACCGCUGCACAUUGUGUCAGAGCCAGUAAAGCUCAUCAUUACCAAAUAUGGACAUCAUUACUAAACUGGAUAAGACCUAACUACACUGAGUUAGAGGUUGAAAAGGUGGAUAAAAUUAUUAUCCAUGAGAAAUACAAUGGAUCCACCUUCCAAAAUGACAUAGCUUUGAUUAAAGUGAAAAAACAUGAUGACCAAAAAGAAUGUGAGCUGUCUCGUUCCAUCCCUGCCUGUGUUCCCUGGUCUCCAUAUCUAUUCCAACCUAAAGAUAGAUGCAUCAUUUCUGGCUGGGGUCGAGAAAAAGAUAACCAAAAGGUCUAUUCACUCAGGUGGGGUGAAGUUCACCUAAUAGGCAACUGCUCUAGAUUUUACCCAAAUCGCUUCUAUGAAAAAGAAAUGGAAUGUGCAGGUACACAUGAUGGUUCCAUUGAUGCCUGUAAAGGAGACUCUGGAGGCCCCUUAGUCUGUAUGGAUGUCAAUAAUGUGACUUAUGUUUGGGGCAUCGUGAGUUGGGGUGAAAACUGUGGAAAACCAGAGUUCCCAGGAGUUUAUACCAAAGUGGCCAAUUAUUUUGACUGGAUUAGCUAUCAUGUGGGAAGGUCUUUUAUUUCUCAAUACAAUGUCUGAAAUUGUGAUCUCCUGCUCUUAUUGUGAUCCUUCUCCCCUUAUUCUCUUGGGAGUUCCAUUUUAAUUGAAAUGAAACUAUAUAAUUAAUACUACUGUAAGGGAACAUGAAGGAAAUGUUAUUGGAUAUUUUUAAAGGUCUCUUUUCAAAGUUUAUAAUAUCUUGGAAUUUUGCUGUAUAAUUCUCAAAUAAAUAUUUUGGACACACAUA
Sciurus carolinensis (gray squirrel) is the source of this 2209-nucleotide messenger RNA. It is a transcript of the gene Cfi, whose product is annotated as complement factor I. Gene Ontology annotation, cellular component: membrane. The transcript has 15 exons. Gene Ontology annotation, molecular function: protein binding; serine-type endopeptidase activity. Lineage: Eukaryota; Metazoa; Chordata; Mammalia; Rodentia; Sciuridae. Gene Ontology annotation, biological process: proteolysis. The record is from RefSeq and is a predicted model, not a curated record. Bases 16 to 2001 code for a protein of 661 amino acids.